AUGACUCAACUCUUGGAUAAUCUUAAUAAAGAAGUGGAUCUCAUAGAUGCUGCUGGCAGGUCUAGUCUAGACUCGCUUCUAGCGGAGUCGGAUAGUAUUCUCGACGAGCUCCGAGAUAUGGAGACCAGUCUCCAGAACGAGCCUGAUCAGACUGAAGGCGGCUCAGCUGUGGCAUCCAAACUUGAUUCAGUGACACUGAAGUGGUACAAGAACUCAAUUACCAACUUGAAGACUUACAACUCGCAAAUCAACAAGUUCAACAAGAAUAUUGUCAAUAGUCAUAAGUACAAGGUGGACUUGGAUAACGCAUACCCCUUUCCACUUGUCUUGAACUCGUUUCCGGUGAAGGAAUUGACAAAACAAGAGAGAGAGGAUCUCUCGGAGAAGGACUCUCUUGCUGUGUUGAAGCUGGAGAACAGACAGCACCUAAUGAAAUCUAUCAUAUUGCAUUUGCUUAAGAUCGGCCAGGGUGACGCAGUGGAACUGCUCCUCGAGGAGGUUGGCGAAGCUGAAAUUGAUCGUGUUCAGUUAGCCAACUUCCGGAAAUUGAGGACGAUGGUUGAAGAUGUGCGUGAACGCCAUGAUCUUAAUGGGGUACUUGAAUGGUUCGAGGAGAAGGAGCGUCUCAAGAUCCCUCUAGAUAGUGAUGACAUAUCUUUCAAGUUUCACAUUCUUCAAUUUGCCUUGCUAUUAGCUGGCCUCGCCGAGGAUAAGCUGGCGCCGCAGAUUGACUCUGCCUUGGCUGCCUAUAGCUAUGCAAAACAGCAUUUCCCACGGUAUUUCAAAGACUUCCUUAAUGAGAUCGCUCCCAUCAUGACACUAAUGCUAUUCAAAAGGAUUGAUGAUGCCAGCGAGGAAGAGUCACAGAAUAACUUUAAGGAAACGAUCAUUCAAGCUUUCCAACAGUAUGGGGCUAGAAACAAAAGCCACUCGCAUGAGGUGGAAUUCGUUAGCGAGAUUCUAAGCUGCUUCGAUCUGCUUCACACAAAUCACCUGCUUUUUGAAAACCUAUCAAUCAAGUUUAUCUCCGAAUUCUGUGCAUCCAUGCAACUUUCCAGUGAACUGUCGUUAUUCCAGAGUCUCUUGGCGGGUUUCAUCAACAUACCCAAUUUCUACAAGUAUAACAACCUUCAAAGGAGACUCGGUCGUGGUAGUCGCCUGGGCUUGGCUAAUGGCGAUGCUAAAGAGGAGUCAUCUAUCACCCAGUCAUUCAAACAAGAUCUUCCGUUCCAGUUACCAGACACAAACCGUUUCUUGUUCAACUAUCAUCCAAUCUUCAUCUGUCCUGUUUCUAAAGAACAGUUGGUUCCGCUAAGUACAGUGGCUAAGAUAUCUGAAGAAGACGUUUUGGAUCCAAAGAGAAAGUUUACGCUUAUAUCGCCUACGCAGAAAUUGGUGCCAAUGAGUAACCCAGUGGUGGUGUUCAACCACUGUAGGCACUUGGCUUUGAAGGACAGUGUCAAGCAUCUUUCCAGAGGCGGGUCGGAAGUUUUCAAGUGUCACUAUUGUUACAAAAAGCAUAAGCUUCUGGAUGUCAGUGACGCAUAUUUUAUAGAUUUGUAA
Molecule: messenger RNA, 1563 nt
Organism: Candidozyma haemuli
Lineage: Eukaryota; Fungi; Ascomycota; Pichiomycetes; Serinales; Metschnikowiaceae
Product: ubiquitin-protein ligase
Exons: 1
Coding region: 1-1563 (520 amino acids)
Biological process (GO): proteasome-mediated ubiquitin-dependent protein catabolic process
Cellular component (GO): GID complex; cytoplasm; nucleus
Molecular function (GO): ubiquitin-protein transferase activity
Source: RefSeq, a predicted model, not a curated record